ACAACGAGAAGGGCCUCGCUAGUCGGGCUGUAUGCUACAGGCCAUUAAACCGAUCGGUUUUACAGUGUUUUAAUGAAAAUCGAGCUCUGGAUCAAGCAAAGGCAAACGCAGUCGGCUACUGAACUCGUUAAUUUACAGAACUGUGCAGGUUAUUGAUCUGCCAGACCUCCUGUUUGUUGUUUGAAAGGUCGUCCAGGAUUUGUUCAUUAAAACUUGGAGAUGGAAGGUGUUCAUGUCGGAGUGGUCAGAGACUCAAUGCUGAACAAUCCUCUUUUAAUAAGGCCUACACUUGGUAAGACCAAAUCCAGAGGACUGCCCUGUCCAGGACCUGACUUUGUUUAUGGGCCAGUGACCACAGUUCAUGACGGAGGAGUGUCAGAGGCUAUUUCCAGCUGGCACACUCCCUCACUGUCCUCAAGUAACUCUGCCCGAUACAGAAAGGCAGAGCGGGACUUUGUGGCUCUGAACCGUGAGGGGGUGAAGUCAGGCCUGGUGACGGCCAAGGAGCUGCAGCAGUACCGUGCAACUCAUGAUAUCAGACGCCCAAUCGCUUCCAAAGAUGCACGCAGGUCUGCUCCAGCACGAUUACCACAGGAUAUCACAUUCGGUGUAUCUACACGACCUUCUACUCCUAUCUCUGAGCUGAUGGAGUAUAAGUAUGCUCAGAGGUGGCUGGAGGAGCAGCAGGCCAAGGACAGAGCCCUGCUGGCACGCCAGCAUAAAAAGGUUCAGCUCGGCAGGAUACAGGACACCCGUACCACCCUCCUCCGAAAGAGUCGCCCUGUGGAGGAGGCCCCAUCCGUGUGGAAACUGCCCCGCUUCCAGCAGAUCGGACCAGCCCUGGACACCUUUCGAGAUGCUGAAGUCCGGAAGAGGGCCAUGGCUGCACAUUACUCUGAAUCGGCAGCCAGAAGAGGGCUGCUGGGACAGGGCACUUACACUGUUGACUGACGGAUAGACUCAUAACCCCAGUCUUUAUCUCUAUAAUCUACCAGUCUGUGCUUCAGAUCACUCAUACUUUGUCUAGCAGGCUUAGUGAUAUCAGCUCAUUUUCAAGAGGGGCUACUUGUCAAUCCUUACAGCCUGAUUAGUUAUUUUGAGUGAAUGGUGCAGAUAUCAGUGCAUCACUGUAGAUGCUUUGAUGCUCACUGAGUCUUUAACAUUCAGAUAAAGGUCUGUUAAAUGCAACUGAACUUUAAGUUGAAUGUAACAAAUUAUUUUGAAUCCAAUGCUUGUUUGUUAAUAAUUGGAGCGUAAUCUAUAGGGGGACUAUCAAAAUAGUUUGCACCACAAAUCAUGUACUUUCAUGUGAUUUCCUCACACAUUCUGUCUGUCUUGGCUGGAUAGAAUGUAAAGCACACAUGGUUUGAAUGUAUUAUUCGCAUUAACUAUUAAAGGGCCCAGAUCAUGAAAAA
This is a messenger RNA of Colossoma macropomum (tambaqui), 1415 nucleotides long. RefSeq names its product cilia and flagella associated protein 77 (gene cfap77). NCBI's taxonomy places the organism in Eukaryota, Metazoa, Chordata, Actinopteri, Characiformes, Serrasalmidae. The transcript has 7 exons. The record is from RefSeq and is a predicted model, not a curated record. The coding region runs from base 220 to 951 and encodes 243 amino acids.